This is a messenger RNA of Metarhizium acridum CQMa 102, 465 nucleotides long. RefSeq lists its product as uncharacterized. NCBI's taxonomy places the organism in Eukaryota, Fungi, Ascomycota, Sordariomycetes, Hypocreales, Clavicipitaceae. The record is from RefSeq and is a predicted model, not a curated record.
AUGAGUCAAGAAGGAAAGGCGCCCUAUCCCCCUUUUACCGCCGAGACGGCCAGGAUCAAGGUCAAGGCAGCACAGGAUGCAUGGAACACAAAGGAUCCCGAUGCCGUCAAGAUGGCUUACACGCCGGACUCGAUCUGGCGGAACCGCGACCAAUUUCUCGUAGGCCGUCAUGCCAUCAAAGAAUUCCUUUCCAAGAAGUGGGACAAGGAGCAGGGAUAUCGCCUGCGGAAGGAGUUGUUUGCUUUCACCGACGACAAAAUUGCCGUCCAGUUCUGGUACGAGUGGCACGAUCAGUCGGGCCAGUGGUGGCGCACCUACGGACUUGAAGACUGGACUUUUGCGGACAAUGGCUUAAUGAGAAAGCGUCAGAUGAGUGGCAAUGAUGUCAAGAUUACUGAGGAAGAGAGAUGGUACAAGGAUGGCGUCGACGUGAAUAGCGUCAAAUUAUCUGAAAGGCACUGGUAG